Eupeodes corollae is the source of this 2901-nucleotide messenger RNA. RefSeq lists its product as uncharacterized. The coding region runs from base 1 to 2901 and encodes 966 amino acids. NCBI's taxonomy places the organism in Eukaryota, Metazoa, Arthropoda, Insecta, Diptera, Syrphidae. The transcript is spliced from 3 exons. The record is from RefSeq and is a predicted model, not a curated record.
AUGGACAUGAUGGAAGAGAUCAUGAGCAGAGUUCCGGGUGCCUCGACCACCACUACAGUUCCCAAGUUUGAAGCUUUCGAUCCGGCCAAAGCGAACUGGGAAAAUUAUCUCUUUCAACUUCAGCAACACUUUGCGGCAAACUCUAUCACAGAGGAGAAUGUGAAGAAGUCAUUUUUCUUGUCAUCAUGCGGCGAUCAUCUUCUAGACCUAUUGAAGAAACUUUUUGAGACAACAGACGUAAGUACACACACUUUUAGCAAGCUAACCUCACAGCUCACAAAACAUUUCAAAUCCGAUUUGCAUAUCCUGGCUUCGAGAUGUAAAUUUCUUCGUCAUCAAAUGUCUCAAGGACAAAGCUACAGUGACUGGAUCGCGGAUCUCAAGGGCCUUGCCAAGGACUGUGCAUUCACGUGCCGUAAAGAAGGGUGUAAUCACUCUUAUGCUGAAUAUAUGAUCCGUGACAUGAUAGUCUUUUAUACACCGCAUGAUCAAAUACGUUUGCAAGCCACGCAGGACAGCGAUCCUUCCUUACAAAAGAUGGAGAGUAUCAUCACAGCUUUUGAGUUAUCGCAGAAAGCCACAUCAAUCUUGAAGGAAGGAGAAAGAAAACCAAUGUCUACCACCGCCGCAGUUGAAGUCAACGCUAUUUACUCGAGUAAGUCACAAAACGCCAAUUAUUUAAAUAGAAAGUCAUGUCCUGAUUGCAACGUGCAACAUGACCGCCAAAAUUGCAAAUAUUUAGAUUUUGUAUGUGACAAAUGCCAUCGACGUGGGCAUAUCCAGAGCGUAUGUCUCUCGAACAAAAAACAAAAUACACGUGAUCGACGUCGUAGGAAACGGGAUUAUUCUCAAAACCGACAAAGCAAUCGCUCAAGCUCCAAGCAUCGUCAUUACCAAUCGCGUUCACAUAAUAAUCAAAAUACUUUGAAUAAAGAUUUUAGAGAAACGGCACAUUUAAUACACGAAGUGCAGCAUGAAGACAUAUGCACUCUAAAAGAAUCAAUUGGUCAAUGCGAAGAAUCAAAAAAGAGAUUAAUUGUGUCACUAGAAGUAAACAAAGUCCCGCUUGAUUUUCAAUUAGACACGGGGGCUACCUGCUCAUUAAUAGGUUUGCAAGGUUAUCGGAAUUUAGGAGAACCAAUUUGUGCAACGACCGACCGAGUACUGAGAGCAUAUGGUAAUAUUAAAAUUCCCAUUAAAGGCAUGAUUUCGGCAGAGAUUAUUUGGAGGGGUAUUGUACGUAGAUUGCCUUUAUUAGUAGUCGAUAGCGAAUAUGGUUCCAACAUUAUGGGAAUGGACUUGUUUGAUGCGUUUGAUCUUAGCAUAAAGCAACAAAGUGAAGAAAAAGCUCUACAUGUUUCAAGUGACAAUUCUGACAAAGAGCAGCAACAACUAGCUUUAGAAGCAAAAACACUUUGUGAACGUAAUAAAUCAGUGUUCAAUUCAGAGCUGGGAUGUAGCAAUAGUUACGUUGGUCAUUUGGUAUUAAAGGCUGAUGCACAACCAAAAUUUUGUAAAUAUCGACCCGUCCCUUUUGCCCAAAAAGAAAAAGUGAAAGCCGAAAUAGAUAGACUUCUUAAGCUGGGUAUUCUCCGGCGAAUUGAGACAAGUCAAUGGGCUGCCCCCAUCGUCCCUGUUCAAAAAGCGAAUGGUUCGAUUCGUAUUUGUGGCGAUUUCAAGCAAACAAUAAAUCCGCAACUAAUAGUAAAUCGUCAUCCAUUGCCACGGGUCUUGGACAUUUUUCACAGUCUUGAAGGUGGUUGUUAUUUUACGAAAAUAGAUCUCUCUGAUGCUUAUUUACAGAUCCCGUUAGAUGAGGAGUCUCAGAAAAUCUGUGUCAUUUCCACUGAGUUUGGUCUGUUUCAAUAUCUACGUGUACCUUUCGGUACAGCUAGCUCUACGGGAAUUUUUCAAAACUACAUCGAACAAUUGACAACCGGGCUGUUUGGCGCAGCUUAUGUCGAUGAUGUCAUUAUUUCUGGGAGAAGCAAAGGAGAGCAUUUGGAUAAUCUAAAGACUUUUCUUGAACGUCUUGAGAGUCAUGGUCUACGAUGCCGUCUAGAAAAAUGUGAAUUUGCCAAAAGCAAAAUCGAGUACCUGGGUCAUAUAAUAGACGCAACUGGCAUUCGUCCGUCUGAGUCACGACUACUUGCCAUCAAAGACUUGCCCGAGCCCAGCAACUUGAAGGAACUAGAAGCAUUUGUAGGAAAAAUAAACUACUAUAAUCAGUUUAUAGAAAAUUUUGCACAAAUUGCUGCCCCGUUAAAUAAACUUCAAUCGAAGAAUGUAAAAUUUAUAUGGGGAGACGAGCAGCGAAAAGUUUUCCAAAUAUUUAAAGAGAAACUCAUGAGUGUAUCGAGGUUAGUUCAUUUUCAAAAUGAUCUGCCAGUCUCUUUAGCGACAGACGCAUCGUCGCAUGGUAUUGGCGCGGUAAUAUCUCACAUAUAUCCGGACGGAUCUGAGAAACCGAUAGCUUUUGCUUCGAAGACAUUAACAGAAUCCCAGAAACGCUACAGUCAGAUCGAAAAAGAAGCUUUGUCGAUCAUAUUCGGAAUAAAAAAGUUUCACCAGUACUUGUUUGGGGACGAUGUCGAGGACGAUGAGCCACCACCUACCAACAAACAACAACCAUUCGACCAACAGACGGACGCACAUAAAAAAUUCCAGGACACCAGGACAGAAACAUCAAGGACAUUCUCUUUUCUACCCGAUGAUGAUGCUGCUGUCCCAUUCAUAGGAUGUUUGCUGCAACAGCAGGAGCAACUUUUAUCGAUACGAGGACGAGCAUUGGAAAAGUUUUUUAUGAAAACAAGGCCUGUCGUUUUGACUUCUCAUCCCAAACCAAUUUGGGAAGUUGAUUCUAAUACAGCCGACGACAAAUGUCAUAUGGAUUUAGCUUAA